Messenger RNA from Trichechus manatus latirostris (Florida manatee), 2927 nucleotides. RefSeq names its product transmembrane and coiled-coil domain family 3 (gene TMCC3). The coding region runs from base 104 to 1537 and encodes 477 amino acids. Gene Ontology annotation, cellular component: endomembrane system. The record is from RefSeq and is a predicted model, not a curated record. The transcript has 4 exons. Lineage: Eukaryota; Metazoa; Chordata; Mammalia; Sirenia; Trichechidae.
CGCGCCGCCCUCGGCCGCGGCUCCCGGGGAGAGUCCGAGCACCGCAGGCAGUUCGCGGCACCGUGUCCCCCGGAUACGGGAAAGUUCCAGCUCCCGCGCCGCGAUGCCGGGCAGCGACACGGCGCUCACCGUGGACAGGACCUACUCGGACCCGGGCCGGCACCUCCGCUGCAAAAGCCGGGUAGAACCUCAUGACAUGAAUACCUUGAGCCUGCCCCUGAACAUACGCCGAGGGGGAUCAGACACCAACCUCAACUUCGAUGUACCAGAUGGCAUCCUGGACUUUCACAAGGUCAAACUCAACACAGACAGCCUGAAGCAAAAAAUUUUAAAGGUAACAGAGCAGAUAAAAAUUGAGCAAACCUCUCGUGAUGGGAAUGUUGCAGAAUAUCUAAAACUAGUUAACAGUGCAGACAAGCAGCAGGCUGGACGUAUCAAACAAGUCUUUGAGAAGAAGAAUCAGAAAUCAGCACACUCCAUUGCCCAGCUGCAGAAGAAGUUAGAGCAGUAUCACAGAAAGCUCAGGGAGAUCGAACAAAAUGGAGCCUCCAGAAGCUCGAAGGACGUUUCCAAAGACAACCUGAAGGACAUGCACCCCUCUCUGAAAGAUGCCCAUGCGAAAUCUCGAACUGCUCCCCACAGCAUGGAGAGCAGUAAGUCGGGCAUGCCAGGGGUAUCCCUCACGCCACCUGUGUUUGUUUUCAAUAAGUCCAGAGAAUUUGCCAACUUGAUCCGGAAUAAGUUUGGCAGCGCUGACAACAUCGCUCACUUAAAAACCUCCUUAGAGGAGUUUAGGCCCGACGCGAGUGCGAGGGCCUACGGGGGCAGCACCACCAUUGUCAACAAGCCCAAAUACGGCAGCGAUGACGAGUGUUCGAGCGGCACAUCAGGCUCUGCUGACAGUAAUGGGAACCAGUCCUUUGGGGCUGGUGGGGCCAGCAUGCUGGACAGCCAGGGGAAACUCCCCAUGAUCAUGGAGGAACUGAGGGAGAUCAAGGACACCCAGGCACAGCUGGCUGAGGACAUUGAGGCACUGAAGGUGCAGUUUAAGAGAGAAUACGGUUUUAUUUCUCAGACCCUGCAAGAGGAGAGAUACAGGUACGAACGACUGGAAGACCAGCUUCAUGACCUGACGGAGCUGCAUCAGCACGAGACAGCCAACCUGAAACAGGAGCUGGCCAGCAUCGAGGAGAAGGUGGCCUACCAGGCCUACGAGCGGUCACAGGAUAUCCAGGAAGCCUUGGAAUCCUGCCAGACUCGCAUUUCUAAGCUGGAGCUCCACCAGCAGGAGCAGCAAGUCCUGCAAACAGACGCCGUGAAUGCCAAAGUUCUCCUGGGGAAGUGCAUAAAUGUGAUCCUGGCCUUCAUGACUGUUAUCUUAGUCUGUGUGUCGACUCUUGCAAGGUUUGUCUCACCCAUGAUGAGGAGCCGCUUCCACAUUCUUGGCACCUUCUUUGCCGUGACUCUCCUUGCAAUAUUUUGUAAAAACUGGGACCCUAUUUUGUGUGCCAUAGAAAGGAAAAUAAUACCAAGAUGAAGCCACUUGUUCUUGUCUCCAAGUUCUUUCAAGUUUUCAUUUUAGAGAAAACUUUGUGCAUACUACCAAAUUUUAAAAUUAAUGGUUGUGCCAACUGAAGAUUACAAGAAGGACUGGGGCUGUGUGGUGUAUAUAACUAUUAUUGUCUAAGUCAGUAGCAGCUGCCAAUUCAUUUCCUGUAUUUGGUUAAUGUGAAUCUGUUCCUGAGUUCUCCCCACAUUGCUCACUGCCUUAAUCAGACCAGAUUUCCUGCUCACCUGACUAGCCCAGCAUGGUAAACCUCUGUUAUUGAGCAAUUGGCACAAUUAGUGACCCAGAAGAAAAAGGGAUUUUAAAUCUCUUUCUCUUUUAAAUCUCUAUCAAAACUUAGCUUCACUACUGCUGGUGAUUGUAUUUUCCCUGAGUCCUGUAAGCAGCAAGCACAUGGCAUGACUUGGGAGAAUGAAGAAACAUAGGAGUUGGCAAUGUUGAACACUGCAGUAAAUCCCUAUAUAAUCCAUCCCCUAUAUAAUCCAUUCCAUUUGUCCACAGAAGACUGUAGAUUCCAUUAUGUACCCACUGUCCACAGUGGUCAACUGUGUGUGACUCUGUGUAACAUGGAAAUCUUAUAACACACCUGUUUAUCCAACAGGGCUUCUGCUGCACUUUAAAUGGCAAGACACAGGGAUUUAUGAAUGGGGCUUCCCCCUUCUUAUACCCAGGGAACCGCACUCCUGACUUUAUCUUAACUGGCUAGUGAAUGGCCUGCCUCCAAAAGCAUGCCAAAAUGCUGCCAACUCCCUCAUAAAACCACAGCUUUAACAUUAAUUUUGGGUCCUGUAAGGACUACUCCAGAGGUUUGCGUUUUGGCAAAUCUUAAUUGUGAUAAAUCCUCCUUGAGGAUGUGAUUCACUCCUUGUGAUUCACUUUAUUCACAGGUCUGUGAGGGAUUGCAAAACUUACUCUGGUAAAUGAAAACAAAUGACACUCCUGUUGGGUUUUUUUUCCCUUUUUCUUUAACAAGAACAACAAAACCAUAGUUCAUAAAGUACACUGAGAUAGUCAAUACUGGAAGCAUGAAGAAAAUAUGACAUCUGGCCCAAUUGGAUGGCAGCUGGAUUAGUGGGAGUAGUUCACCUGGAGGAAGGUGGAGAGGAUCCUCUUAGGGAAGUGAAAGACCAGCGAGAAUAAACUAAAUCUAGUGUUUGAACCAAGGCUGCCAUCUGUCUCUUAGGAUCUGACUGAAAAUAAGUUCUGAGGUGAUAGGAUGGCCGCACUUGGCUGAGGUGAAAGCAUCCAAAAGUUAACAUCUUUGGCCUGUUCUGGGAAUGCCAGUCACUGUCUUCAUCCCAGAAGAUAGUUUCUUUUACAUAUGUUUCUCUGCCUACAUAACAAAAAAAAAAAAAAAAAA